This is a messenger RNA of Sycon ciliatum, 1231 nucleotides long. Its product is annotated as dynein light chain 2, cytoplasmic. Gene Ontology annotation, biological process: microtubule-based process. NCBI's taxonomy places the organism in Eukaryota, Metazoa, Porifera, Calcarea, Leucosolenida, Sycettidae. The transcript has 2 exons. Gene Ontology annotation, molecular function: dynein intermediate chain binding. The record is from RefSeq and is a predicted model, not a curated record. Gene Ontology annotation, cellular component: cytoplasmic dynein complex. Bases 248 to 517 code for a protein of 89 amino acids.
UGGCGGUGUUGAGCCAAAGCUGUACAUGCACAUGGAUUCAGUUGAAUUUUCGAUUAUUUUGGAAACGGAAUUUACGGUGGAAGGCUGAGGAACAAUUUUUAGUUCUCCUGAUCCUUCACGAGCUGUUAUUCGUACUUCAGUCUGUUGCUCAUUUCGACCAAGAAUUAGCAUUCCGCGACUGCUGGCUGUGAGCCGACCAGGAUUGAACGUUAUAUACGUGGCUGCCUAAGAACACCCACUGGUCACAAUGUCGGACAGAAAAGCAGUGAUCAAGAAUGCCGACAUGUCGGAAGACAUGCAGCAGGACGCUGUGGAAGUAGCCACUCAAGCAAUGGAAAAGUUCAACAUUGAGAAGGACAUCGCCGCCUACGUCAAGAAGGAGUUCGACAAGAAGUACAACCCAACGUGGCACGUCAUUGUUGGCAGAAAUUUUGGCUCCUAUGUAACGCACGAAACGAAGCAUUUCAUCUACUUCUACAUGGGCCAAAUUGCCAUUCUCAUUUUCAAAUCCGGAUAAACCUGUUUCAGGUAUGAAUUGUUGUACAGUGACACAUUUUACAUGGAGUUAAAAAAAUUCUCUCUCUACCUGUCUCCCUGUUCCAGCUGACCGAUAGCAGCAACUAACAACACAUGUGUAACAAUUCAAUUAUUACUCCGCAGUCUGCUGCUCCCAGCUCGAAACUGUCCUCUUUUAUCUAUCGAAACGAGGCUGUGAAGGUCAGAACCUUUGCCAAAAUUCACCGCACACCUACCUAACCUCAUGAAACUAUGCAGUGCUUGUUUUUUUUAAUGAUAUACAAAAUAAACUUAAUGAUCCUGAAAGUCUAGAGUUUUAUUGCCCUGGCUUGUGCAUGCUUCACAGAUUUCUUAUUUGGUGACGAACCUAGUAGAAUGCUAUUCUCUGUUACUUGGCUUGUCUCUGUUUUAGUCUACGUUGCUGCUGCUGCUCCAUGUGUCUGCGGGCUGCUAAUGCCCGGACGUACAAUGGAGCUUCUGCUUUCUGCUUUCUUCUCCUCAGUGUGUACAUGCGCCGUGUACUUCCGCAACUUUCUUUUCCCGUGUAUUUGCCGAUAUGUUGUAGUUCUAGUACAUUUUUUGUGUACUCGUGAGUAGUAGUGAGCUUUCAGGCAUGUUGAUUAUUAUUAUUAUUAUAUGAUUGUUAUAGAGAGAGAGAGGGGUGCCUUGUGUUCAAGGCGUCAUUUUGACCCCUGCUAUUUCUCUCCCAACCCUA